CUCUAGUAUGUGACGCACCACUAAGCUGUCAAAAACCAAAACUUAAAAAUGCGGUUUUUGCAUAUAUUUGCACAUUUUUGAAACUCCAGAAGAAGCGCGAUUACAAGGAACGAAUGCAUCGCAUGCUAUCUUAACCAUCCUCACAUACCACCCAUUUCCAUAAGCGUAAUAACAUCAAAUAUCGAGUUUGUUUGUUUGAAUAAGGAUGGAGAGAUUUGAGGUUUAUAUCUUCACGGCUCUGUGCAGCAUUAACUUUCUCAUAUCCUGCCUUCUUUUCUCCAAAAUCACACGGGAACAGAGAGAUCCGUACAUGGAUGAGAUAUUCCAUGUCCCUCAAGCGCAGAAGUACUGUGAUGGGAAGUUUAAUGAGUGGGAUCCGAUGAUCACCACUCUUCCUGGGCUGUAUCUGGCAUCAGUGGGUCUGAUCAGGCCGGUGGUUUGGCUGGCAGAUCUGAAGGGCAGGGUGGUUUGCUCUACUGCCAUGCUGAGAUUCAUCAAUCUGCUCUUUAAUAGUGGCAAUCUCUAUAUCAUCUAUCUGAUCAUCUGCAGGCUGCACAUCAAAGACAAGUCCCGUUCUGCCUCUCGUAGAAUAUUCUCUGCCCUGGCUCUGUCCACGUUCCCCGUGCUGUACUUCUUCACGUUCCUGUAUUACACCGACGCCGGCUCCACGUUCUUCACCCUCUUCAUGUACCUCAUGACUCUGUACGGAUGCCACAAAGCGGCGGCGUUCCUCGGCGUCUGCGCCGUCCUUUUCCGGCAGACCAACAUCAUCUGGGUGGCGUUCUGCGCCGGCGCCGUGGUGGCCCAAAAAAUGGACGAGACCUGGCGAACCGAACAAUCGAAGAAGCGGGAGGAAAAAUCCCCCUCUCAAAUCCCUCUAACCAUCAAUGGUGUGAUGAGAGUGAUGCGUUUCCUGUUGGAUUUCCUGAAAACGCCCUCUAAUAUAAAAGCGGUGUUCUUGUCCACAUGGCCGUACAUUGCUGUAGCCGUUCUUUUCGUGGUUUUCACGGCGUUGAACGACGGAAUCGUGGUCGGAGAUCGCAGUAAUCACGAAGCAUGUCUGAACUUCCCUCAGAUUUUCUAUUUCCUGUCGUUUGCGCUCGUGUUUUCUCUUCCUACCUCAAUGAGUUACCAAAGGGUCGUCCGGUUUCUGCAGUCUUUAAAAAAGCAACCCUUCAUUUAUGCCGUGCUGAUGGCGUCCUCCUUGUUUCUGGUCUGGAAAUUCACUUUUGUUCACAAGUAUCUGCUCGCGGACAACCGACACUUUCCGUUCUAUGUUUGGAAGAGGGUUUUUCAGAGACACGACCUUGUCCGUUUCCUUUUAGUCCCUGGAUAUGUGUUCGCAGUAUGGAACUUUCUAGAUACUUUGAGGGCCAAGUCUCUGUUUUGGUGUCUGGCGUUCUGUACGUGUCUCGUGGCGGCGACCGUUCCGCAGAAACUCUUGGAGUUUCGAUAUUUCAUCCUCCCGUAUCUGUUAUAUCGCGUUCACGUCCCUGUGCCGUCUUUACCCAGACUGCUUCUUGAGUUUAGCUUCUAUACCGCAGUCAAUGCUGCUACGGUGUAUAUAUUCAUCUAUAAAACAUUUCAGUGGCCCGACAGUACGGCUGCGCAAAGAUUCAUGUGGUGACUCGACCUGAAUAAUGAAUUAAAGCUGAGCGUUUUCACAUUUUCUAUACGCGAAAGAAAUGUUUUCAUCAUAUAUCAAUAAUAAAAAUGAAUUUUAUGUGACAUGAUGCCAUGACAUUGCAAUGCCGCUUCAAAUGCUCCAUUUGCGGU
Molecule: messenger RNA, 1776 nt
Organism: Rhinichthys klamathensis goyatoka
Lineage: Eukaryota; Metazoa; Chordata; Actinopteri; Cypriniformes; Leuciscidae
Gene: alg10
Product: ALG10 alpha-1,2-mannosyltransferase
Exons: 3
Coding region: 206-1627 (473 amino acids)
Biological process (GO): dolichol-linked oligosaccharide biosynthetic process; protein N-linked glycosylation
Cellular component (GO): endoplasmic reticulum
Molecular function (GO): dolichyl pyrophosphate Glc2Man9GlcNAc2 alpha-1,2-glucosyltransferase activity
Source: RefSeq, a predicted model, not a curated record